Molecule: messenger RNA, 9737 nt
Organism: Echinops telfairi (small Madagascar hedgehog)
Lineage: Eukaryota; Metazoa; Chordata; Mammalia; Afrosoricida; Tenrecidae
Gene: LAMA2
Product: laminin subunit alpha 2
Exons: 66
Coding region: 98-9520 (3140 amino acids)
Biological process (GO): regulation of cell adhesion; cell adhesion; regulation of embryonic development
Cellular component (GO): basement membrane
Molecular function (GO): signaling receptor binding; extracellular matrix structural constituent
Source: RefSeq, a predicted model, not a curated record
CCGAGCAGCUGCUGCUCACUGGCUCAGAAACCCGGGCCUGGGGACCAGGCGACAGCAGCUCCAGCGUUGCGGAGAAGUGGAUCCCAGGGCCACCGAGAUGCCAGGAGCGGCCGGGAGUCUCUUCCUCCUGCUACUUGCCGGGCUCGGGGGCUGCGGGGCCAGCCAGGGGCAGCUUGCGCAGCAGCGCCGGCAGCCACAGGCGCAUCAGCAAAGAGGUUUAUUUCCCGCCGUGUUGAAUCUCGCCUCUAAUGCUCUCAUCACCACCAAUGCGACAUGCGGUGAAAAAGGACCUGAAAUGUACUGCAAAUUGGUCGAGCACGUGCCUGGACAGCCUGUAAGGAACCCCCAGUGUCGAAUCUGCAAUCAAAAUAGCAGCAAUCCCUCUCAAAGACACCCAAUUACAAAUGCAAUUGAUGGGAAGAACACUUGGUGGCAAAGUCCCAGCAUUAAGAAUGGAGUUGAAUACCAUUAUGUGACAAUUACACUGGACUUGCAGCAGGUGUUCCAGAUUGCCUACGUGAUUGUGAAAGCGGCGAACUCCCCCCGGCCUGGGAACUGGAUCUUGGAGCGCUCUCUUGAUGAUGUCACCUACAAGCCAUGGCAGUAUCACGCUGUGACGGAUACUGAGUGCCUAACCCUCUACAACAUUUAUCCCCGCACCGGGCCACCGUCAUACGCCAAAGACGACGAGGUCAUCUGCACUUCCUUUUAUUCCAAGAUCCACCCCUUAGAAAAUGGAGAGAUUCAUAUCUCUUUGAUCAAUGGAAGACCAAGUGCCGAUGAUCCUUCUCCUGAACUGCUGGAGUUUACCUCUGCCCGCUACAUUCGCCUCAAAUUUCAGAGGAUCCGCACCUUGAAUGCUGAUCUAAUGAUGUUUGCCCACAAAGAUCCAAGGGAAAUUGACCCCAUCGUCACCAGAAGAUAUUACUACUCCAUCAAGGACAUCUCAGUCGGAGGGAUGUGUAUCUGCUAUGGCCAUGCUCGAGCUUGUCCCCUGGAUCCAGCCACAAAUAAAUCCCGCUGUGAAUGUGAGCACAAUACCUGCGGUGAGAGUUGUGAUCGCUGUUGUCCAGGAUUCCAUCAGAAACCCUGGAGAGCUGGGACUUUCCUAAAGAAAAGUGAAUGUGAAGCAUGCAACUGCCAUGGGAAAGCUGAAGAGUGCUAUUAUGAUGACAAUGUUGCCCAAAGAAACCUCAGUUUAAAUAUACACGGGAGGUACAUCGGAGGGGGCGUGUGCGUUAAUUGUACAAGAAACACUGCUGGUAUAAACUGUGAUACAUGCAUGGAUGGCUUCUUCAGACAUAAAGAGGUGUCUCCACAUCAUCACAGACCAUGUCAGCCGUGCCAAUGUGAUCCAAUCGGUUCCUUAAAUGAAGUCUGUGUCAAGGAUAUAAAACAUGCACAAGGCCUGGAGCCUGGAUCCUGUCAUUGCAAAACUGGCUUUGGAGGAGCGCGGUGUGAUCGGUGUCUUCGGGGUUACACUGGCUUCCCUGAUUGCCAAUCCUGUAAUUGCAGUGGCAAAGGAAGCAGAAACGAGGAUCCUUGUUUCGGACCCUGUCAAUGCAAGGAGAACGUCGAAGGAGGAGACUGCAGUCGUUGCAAAUCCGGCUUCUUCAACCUGCAGGAGGAGAACACGAAGGGCUGCGAUGAGUGCUUCUGUUCGGGGCUUUCGACCAGAUGUCAGAGCGCCCCCUGGACCUACGGCCGCAUACAAGACAUGAGUGGCUGGUAUGUGACUGAUAUCACUGGGCACACCCGGGUGGCUCCCCAGCAGGGGGAUGCUGAUGCAUCUCAAGAGCUCAGCAUCAGCAGUGCAGAGGCCCGACACACCUUGCCGCCGGACCACUACUGGAGCGCGCCAGCUCCAUACCUGGGAAACAAACUCACAGUGGCAGGAGGACACGUGACAUUUACCACAGCAUAUGACCUGGAAGAAGAUGAGGAUGUGGAGCGUACACUCCAGCUGAAGAUCGUGUUAGAGGGAAAUGACUUGCAGAUCACCACAGCUCAAGACGAGGUGCACCUGCUGCCAACUGAAGAAUAUAUUCAUGUUCUGACAUUGAAAGAAGAAUUAUUUACCAUACGCGGCACAAAUGUUCCAGCUAGUCGAAAACAGUUUAUGACGGUGCUCGCAGAUUUAAAACGACUCCUCAUACAAAUUACGGACAGCUAUGGGAUGGAUGCCAUCUUCAGGUUGAGAGAUGUUGUUCUGGAGUCGGCUGUCCCGUACCCGACUGCAGGGGGCGCUGCGGCGUCUGUGGAAGUUUGCCAGUGUCCGCCAGGGUACAGUGGGUCCUCCUGUGAAAACAGAAACCAAGCUAACGAUUCUUUUAAUCUCAUGCCCGCCAGUAAUUCUAAGUCUUGUUGGCCCGGGCACAGACGAGUUAAUGGCACGAUCUUUGCUGGCAUCUGUGAGCCGUGUCAAUGCUUUGGUCACGCGGAGUCCUGCGAUGACAUCACCGCAGACUGUCUGAACUGUAAAGAUCACACAGGUGGCCCACAUUGCAAUAAAUGUCUUCCUGGUUUCUAUGGUGAUCCUACGAAAGGUACCGCUGAAGACUGUCAACCCUGCGCCUGUCCUCUCAAUAUCCCAUCAAAUAACUUUAGCCCGACGUGCCAUUUAGACUGGAGUCUUGGAUUGGUGUGUGAUGAAUGCCCCGUUGGGUACACAGGAACGCGCUGUGAGAGAUGCGCAGAAGGCUAUUUUGGACAACCUUCCGUACCUGGAGGAUCAUGUCAGCCAUGCCGCUGCAAUGACAACCUGGACUUCUCCAUCCCUGGCAGCUGUGACAGCUUGUCUGGUGCCUGUCUGAUAUGUAAGCCGGGUACCGCAGGCCGGUAUUGUGAGCUCUGCGCGGAGGGGUAUUUCGGAGAUGCGGUGGAUGCAAAGAACUGUCAGCCAUGUCGAUGUCAUGUCAACGGCUCCUUCUCCGAGGUGUGCCACUCUCAGACGGGGCAGUGUGACUGCAAACCUAACGUGCAGGGGUGGACGUGUGAUGAGUGUAAGCCCAGAACAUUCGGCCUCCAGUCAGCAAGGGGCUGUGUUCCCUGCAACUGCAAUUCCUUUGGGUCAAAAUCAUUCGACUGUGACGAGAGUGGACAGUGCUGGUGCCAACCCGGAGUCACAGGGAAGAAAUGUGACCGCUGUGCCCAGGGCUAUUUCCAAUUCCAAGAAGGAGGAUGCACAGCUUGUGACUGUGCCCAUCUGGGGAAUAAUUGUGAUCCAAUGACCGGCCGAUGCAUCUGCCCUCCCAAUACCAUUGGAGAGAAAUGUUCUAAAUGCGCCCCCAAUACCUGGGGCCACAGCAUUUUCAGUGGCUGUAAGGUUUGCAACUGCAGUUUGGUAGGAUCCCUUGAUUUCCAAUGCAAUGUACACACAGGCCAAUGCAAAUGUCAUCCAAAGUUCUCUGGAUCAAAAUGUACAGAGUGCAACCGUGGCCACUGGAAUUACCCUCACUGUGAUAUCUGUGACUGCUUCCUGCCUGGAACGGAGGGCACGACCUGUGACACCGACGCUAAGCAAUGCUCAUGUCUCGAUCAGACGGGCCAGUGUACUUGCAAGAGGAAUGUGGAAGGUGUUCACUGUGACAGGUGCCGGCCAGGCAACUUUGGACUUGAAGCCAAGAACCCCCUGGGCUGCAGCAGCUGCUAUUGCUUUGGGGCUACUUCUCAGUGCUCUGAAGCAAAAGGACUGAUCCUUACCAGGGUAACACUGAGCCCUAAGCAGACCAUCCUGCCACUGGUGGAUGAAGCGCUGCAGCACACAACCACCAAGGGCAUUGCUUCUCAGCCCCCAGAAAUCGUUGCACGCAUGGAUCUGGUGAGACAAGAUCUCCGUUUAGAACCAUUUUAUUGGAAACUUCCAGAACAAUUUGAAGGAAAGAAGUUGAUGGCCUACGGUGGCAAACUCAAGUAUGCGAUCUACUUUGAGGCUCGGGAAGAAACAGGUUUCACGACCUAUAAACCUCAAGUGAUCAUUCGUGGUGGCACCCCUUCUCAUGCUAGGAUCAUCACCAGGCACACGGUUGCUCCUUUAAUUGGUCAGUUGACAAGGCAUGAAAUUGAAAUGACAGAGAGAGAAUGGAAAUAUUAUGGCGAUGAUCCUCAAAUCAGUCGGACUGUGACCCGUGAAGACUUCUUGGAUAUACUAUAUGAUAUUCAUUAUAUUCUUAUCAAGGCCACUUAUGGAAAUGUCAUGCGACAAAGCAGGAUUUCUGAAAUCUCAAUGGAAGUGGCUGAACAAGGACGUGUAACAGCAGCGACUCCUCCAGUCCACCUGAUAGAAAAAUGUGAUUGUCCCCAGGGCUUUUCUGGCUUGUCCUGUGAGACGUGCUUGCCAGGAUUUUAUCGACUACCUUCUGAACCUGGUGGCCCCACCCCUGGACCAACCCUAGGCACCUGUGCCCCAUGUCAGUGUCAUGGACACAGCAACUUGUGUGACCAGUCAACGUCCAAAUGCCAGGAUUGUCAGCAUCACACUGCUGGGGACUUCUGUGAGCGCUGUGCUCUCGGGUACUACGGAAUUGUCAAGGGAUUGCCAAAUGACUGUCGGCAAUGUGCUUGCCCUCUGAGUUCUUCCAGCAACAAUUUCAGCCCUACCUGUGUCAUGGAAGGCCUCAAUGAUUACCGCUGCAUUGCUUGUCCACGGGGAUAUGAAGGGCAAUACUGUGAAAGGUGUGCCCCUGGCUAUACUGGAAAUCCAAGCAGCCCAGGAGGUUCCUGCCAGGAAUGUGAGUGUGACCCCCACGGUUCACUUCCUGUCCCAUGUGACCCUGUCACUGGGCUCUGCACGUGCCGACCUGGAGCCACCGGGCAGAAGUGUGACGGCUGCCAGCACUGGCAUGCACGGGAGGGUGCUGAGUGUGUUUUCUGUGGAGACGCGUGCACUGGGCUGCUUCUCCGUGACCUGGCGCUCCUGGAGCAAAUGGCCCUGAGCAUCAACCUCACCGGUCCGCUUCCCGUUCCCUAUAAAAUGCUGUACGGCCUCGAAAACACAACUCAAGAAUUAAAGCACUUGCUCUCGCCUCAGCGGGCUCCAGAGAGACUCAUCCAGGUGGCAGAGGGCGAUCUGAAGACGCUGGUGAUGGAAAUGAAUGAGCUUCUGACCAGGGCCACCAAAGUGACAGCCGAUGGCGAGCAAACCGGACAGGAUGCUGAGAGGACCCACGCGAGAGCAAAAUCACUAGGAGAAUCCAUUAAGGAGCUUGUCCAGGAUGCAGAAGCUGUUAAUGAAAAAGCUUUAAAACUGAAUGAAACUCUAGGAGCUCAAGACAAAGCCUUGGAGAGAAAUCUGCAAGGACUUCAGAAAGAGAUUGAUCAGAUGAUGAGAAUAUUGAGGAGGAAAAAUCUAGAGCCACAAAAGGAAAUUACUGAAGAUGAGUUGGUAGCUGCAGAAGCCCUUCUGAAGAAAGUGAAGAAGCUGUUUGGAGAGUCUCGGGGGAGAAAUGAAGACCUGGAAAAGGAUCUGCGAGAGAAACUGGCUGACAACAACAACAAGGUUGAUGAAGCGUGGGACCUGUUGAGAGAAGCCACAGAUAAAAUCAGAGAAGCUAACCACUUAUCUGAAGUAAACCAGAGAAACAUGACUGCUUUGGAGAAAAUGAAGGAGGCCCUUGAAAGUGACAAACAGCAAACUGAGAACACAUUAAAAGCAAGUAACGACAUACUUGAUGAAGCCAAUCGCCUUGCAGAUGGCAUCAGUUCGGUGAUGGACUAUGUUGAGGACAUUCGAGCCAAGUUGCCACCCAUGUCUGACGAGCUUAGCAAUAAAACAGAUGACCUCUCCCACGCCAUCAAGGACAAGCAGCUUGCUGAGAAGGUGUCGCAGGCUGAGAGCCACGCCGCUCAGUUGCAUGACUCCUCCGCCGUCCUCAAUGGAAUCCUUGAUGAGGCUAAAAACAUCUCCUUCAAUGCCACUGUGGCCUUCAAAGCUUACAGCAACAUUAAGGACAAUAUCGAAGAAGCGGAGAGAAUUGCCAAAGAAGCCAAAGGUCUGGCCCAUGAAGCUACAAAACUGGCAACACAUCCUCGGGGUUUAUUAAAAGAAGGUGCCAAAGGGUCUCUUCAGAAAAGCUUCAGGAUUCUUAAUGAAGUCAAGAAGUUAGCGAAUAAUGUAAAAAACAAUGCUGAUGAACUGAAUGACCUAACAAACAGGAUAGAAAGUGCUGAUGGGAGAAAUGGGGAUCUACUGAAAGCUUUGAACGACACUUUAGGAAAGUUGUCAGCCAUUCCAAGUGAUACAGCCACAAAACUGCAAGCUGUUAAGGACAAAGCAAGAGAAGCCAACGACAUAGCAAAGGAUGUGCUGGCUGAGAUUAAAGACCUCCACCAGAACCUUGAUGGCCUGAAGAAAAAUUACAAUAAACUGGCAGACAGUGUAGCCCAAACAAAUGCUGUGGUACAAGAUCCUUCCAAGAACAAAAUCAUUGCAGAUGCAGAUGCCACUGUGAAAACUCUCGAACGAGAAGCUGAUCGACUCAUCGAUAAACUCAAACCCAUCAAGGAACUUGAGGAUCACCUGAAGAAAAACAUUUCUGAGAUCAAAGAACUCAUAAACCAAGCCAGGAAACAAGCCAAUUCGAUCAAAGUAUCUGUCUCUUCGGGAGGUGACUGCAUUCGAACAUACAAGCCAGAAAUCAAGAAAGGAAGCUACAAUAAUAUCAUUGUGAAUGUCAAAACAAUGGUUGCCGACAAUCUUCUUUUUUAUCUUGGAAGUGCAAAAUUUAUUGACUUCCUGGCUAUAGAAAUGCGCAAAGGAAAAGUCAGCUUCCUCUGGGAUGUUGGAUCUGGAGUUGGACGUGUAGAAUAUCCAGAUUUGACUAUUGAUGACUCAUAUUGGUACCGUAUUGAAGCAUCAAGAACUGGGAGAAAUGGAACAAUUUCUGUGAGAGCCCUGGAUGGACCCAAAGCCAGUAUGGUGCCCAGUGUACACAGCUCCGUGUCUCCCCCAGGAUACACUAUUCUAGAUGUGGAUGCCAACGCCAUGCUGUUUGUCGGCGGCUUGACCGGGAAAUUAAAGAAAGCCGACGCUGUACGUGUGAUCACAUUCAACGGCUGCAUGGGAGAGGCAUACUUUGACAACAAACCUAUAGGGCUGUGGAAUUUCCGAGAAAAAGAAGGCGACUGCAAAGGAUGCACAGUCAGUCCCCAGGUGGAAGAUCGUGAGGGGACGAUUCAGUUCGAUGGAGAAGGUUAUGCGUUGGUUAGCCGCCCUCUUCGCUGGUUCCCCAACAUCUCCACAGUCAUGUUCAAGUUCCGGACCUUCUCUUCCAGUGCUCUCCUCAUGUACCUUGCCACCCGAGACCUGAAAGAUUUCAUGAGUGUAGAGCUCACGGAUGGGCACUUAAAAGUCAGCUAUGAUCUGGGUUCAGGAAUGGCUUCCAUUGUCAGCAGUCAAAACCACAACGAUGGGAAAUGGAAAGCAUUCACCCUGUCAAGGAUCCAGAAACAAGCCAAUAUAUCAAUUAUAGAUAUAGAUACGAACCAGGAAGAGAACAUGGCAGCUUCGUCACCUGGCAACAACUUUGGUCUUGACUUGAAAGCAGAUGAGAAAAUAUAUUUUGGCGGCCUGCCAACUCUGAGGAACUUGAGUAUGAAAGCAAGGCCAGAAGUAAAUCUGAAGAAAUACUCCGGCUGCCUCCGCGAUAUUGAGAUUUCAAGAACACCAUAUAAUAUCCUCAGCAGCCCUGAUUAUGUUGGUGUCACCAAAGGGUGCUUCUUGGAGAAUGUUCACAUAGUAAACUUCCCAAAGCCUGGGUUUGUGGAGUUGGCCCCUAUGCCACUUCAUGUAGGAACAGAAAUCAACCUGUCCUUCAGUACCAAGAACGAGUCUGGGAUCAUUCUCCUGGGAAGUGGAGGGCCGUCAGCAUCACCGAGAAGAAAACGAAGGCAGACUGGACAGGCCUAUUAUGCGAUCUUCCUGAACAAAGGCCGCCUGGAAGUGCAUCUCUCCAUGGGAGCACGAACAAUGAGGAAAAUCGUCAUCAAACCAGAGCCGAGACUGUUCCACGACGGGAGAGAACAUUCCGUUCAUGUCGCCAGAACGAGAAGCAUCUUUAGCAUCCAAGUGGAUGAAAAUGGAAGGCAUGUGCAGAACCUGACGAUCGAACAAGCGAUUGAAGUUAAAAAGUUAUUUGUGGGAGGCGCUCCACUGGAAUUUCAACCUCCCCCGCUCAGAAAUAUUCCUCCUUUCGAAGGCUGCAUAUGGAACUUGGUUAUUAACUCUGUCCUUGUGGACUUUGCACGGCCUGUGUCCUUCAAAAAUGCAGACAUCGGUUACUGUGCAACGCAGAAGCUCCGUGAGGAUGAAGAUGGAGCAGUUCCUGAUGAAAUAGUCAUCCACCCAGAGCCGUCGCCUGCACCCACCCACCCUGCGCUCCCUCCAGUCCUGGCGCAUGGUCCUUGUGCUGCAGAAUCAGAACCAGCUCUUUUGCCGGGAAGUAAGCAGUUUGGCCUUUCAAAAAAUAGUCACGUGGCGAUUGCAUUUGAUGACACCAAGGUGAAGAACCGCCUCACAAUUGAGUUUGAAGUGCGCACCGAAGCUGCGUCAGGAUUGCUUUUCUAUAUGGCUCGGAUCAAUCAUGCUGAUUUUGCCACCGUCCAACUGAGAGAGGGACUGCCCUACUUCAGUUAUGACUUGGGGAGUGGCGACACCAAAACCAUGGUCCCCACCAGAAUCAACGACGGCCAGUGGCACAAGAUUAAGAUCAUGCGAGUUAAACAAGAAGGAAUCCUUUAUGUAGAUAAUGCCUCUAACAGAACCAUCAGUCCCAAGAAAGCUGACAUCCUGGAUGUGGUGGGAAUGCUGUAUGUCGGGGGGCUACCCAUCAACUACACUACCCGGAGAAUCGGUCCAGUGACCUACAGUAUUGAUGGCUGCAUCAGGAAUCUUCAGAUGUCAGAGGCCCCCGUUGACCUUGAAAAGCCAACUUCCACCUUCAAUGUUGGGACAUGUUUUGCAAAUGCUCAGAAGGGAACAUAUUUUGAUGGAACUGGCUUUGCAACAGCAGUUGACGGAUUCAAGGUGGGAUUGGACCUUCUUGUCGAAUUUGAAUUCCGUACAACUAGGACCACUGGCGUUCUGCUGGGAAUUAGCAGCCAAAAAAUGGAUGGAAUGGGCAUCGAAAUCAUUGAUGAAAAGCUCAUGUUUCAUGUGGACAAUGGAGCUGGCCGAUUCACGGCCGUCUAUGAUGCUGGGGUCCCAGGACAUCUGUGUGAUGGACAAUGGCACAAGGUCACAGCUAGCAAGCUGAAACACCGCAUUGUACUGAUAGUGGAUGGGAACCAAGUGGAAGCGCAAAGCCCAAACAGAGCUUCUACAUCUGCCGACACAAAUGACCCUGUGUUUGUGGGAGGUUUCCCAGAUGGCCUCAAUCAGUUUGGCCUGACGACCACUAUUCGAUUCCGAGGUUGCAUCCGCUCCCUGAGGCUCACCAAGGGGACUGGCAAGCCGCUGGAGGUGAAUUUUACCAAGGCUUUGGAGCUGAGGGGUGUCCAACCUGUGGCAUGCCCAGCAAACUAACAAAACCAAGGUCACUCCCGCAAGAGUUCCGCCAAAUAAGUGUAUCCAGUUUGAGUCUUAUUUUGCCUGUGUAUGUUAAUAAAACUAAUUGAUGCAUUAAGCUCCUUCUGUAUUAAAUUCUUUCUGUAUUCAGUUGGUGCUAAUCCAGAUCCUAGACUGAAUUUAAUUCCGCUUCUUUCUCAAGUCGUGCAUAAUAAACCAGUUAUUUCAUUCUAAA